AUGGACAGCGGUCUCAAGCUCCACGGGACCCUCCCGGACGAGGUGCUCCACCACGUGCUCUCCUUCCUACCGGCGCAGGAGGCUGUCCGGACGUGCCUGCUAGCCCGGCGAUGGCUCCACCUCUGGAAGUCUGCCACCGGGCUGCGCAUUGGCGAAGACGAUAUCUAUCUGCGCUGCGUGAAGGACAAUAAGGAGUUUCUCGACCGUCUGCUGCUACUCCGUGAUGGCGCACCUCUCGACACGUGCGUGCUAAGGUUCCGUUGGCUCGAUUGGUACAGAGACGAGGGCCUCGAUGACACAGUACGGGUGAACCACUGGUUCAGGCAUGCUUUGCUCCACAAGUUUAUUUUCAAAAGGGAUUUGGAAUGGUGCCCAACAUUUACCAAGUUAAAGACUUUGUUACUCAAUGAAUACUGGUGUGUGCCUGAUGAUUUUAGUGCACUAUCUUGCAUUCUUGAACAUGCACUGGUUCUAGAGAAUCUCAUUCUUCAGAUCUAUUCCAAGUUUUUAGUUGUAAGGAAAUCGAGAUUUUGGAAGGAUAUGACAAUGACCAGGACGAAGUGGAGGAAGAUGAAGAUGAGAACUCUCACGAAGACGAAGAUGAAGACUCUUUUGGAGACCCUUACGAAGAAGAAGAUGAAGAGGAAGACGAAGACGAAUAGGAAGAGGAAAAUGUUUGAUGCACCACUGUUUUGAUUAUUCAGAAGGUUGAGACCACAAGGAUGAUGCCAUGGUGUUUUAUUCUCUCCGAGUAGCUUAAAGGGCGGACUUUUGGAUUUGUAAUGAGUUACCUUCUACCUGGUAGCAGUUCGAUGUUUUUUUAAUUUUUGCUCAUUUGACCAUGCAGUCCUCUGUACCGAUCAACCAAUGAGACAUCGUAUGGUAAGCAGGUGCCUAGUAUCCCUCAUGCAGCUGAUAAAGUCCAAUAUUACAUUAGAGUAACUGCAAACGUCAUAUAAUCCCUGAAAGCAUUUGCUC
Molecule: messenger RNA, 978 nt
Organism: Oryza sativa Japonica Group (Japanese rice)
Lineage: Eukaryota; Viridiplantae; Streptophyta; Magnoliopsida; Poales; Poaceae
Source: RefSeq, a predicted model, not a curated record